CCUACUUGGGAAUUGGAGGAGAGAAGGAACGAAGAGUUUGCGCAGUAGGAGGAAACCAAAUUGAGCUUUCCCCAAAGACAUGAAAUCUCUUUGCUCGAUUUCUACAGCUUCAUUGAUUCGUUCAUCUCCAUUUUUAUCUCUUUCUCGAACAAGCUCGAAUCGGUUUGCCCUCAAGAUUCCAGCUUCGCUCUACUUAUCCCAUCCAACAAGUUGCUGUUUUUCAAACCCUUCAAGUUCUCAGGAAUCAUUGGAUUCCUCCCAUGGUGGAAUGUCUAGGCCAUCGAUUAGUGUCUUUGCAGGCCAUUCGCUUAAUAACCUCAAGAUGCAAGUGGGCAGCCCUAUUUCUCUGCAUUCUAUGAAUCCAUUAGCCAAGCUGAGUCUGAGUGAUCAGGCGUUUCUUCUCUUGGCCUUCAUCACUUGCACGACUUCAGUGGCUUUUACAAGUCUUGUGAUUGCAGCCAUUCCUACACUUGUGGCCAUGGGUAGAGCUGCAACUUCCUUUGCGAAGUUAGCUGACACAGCUCGCAAAGAACUCCCUAGUACAUUGGCAGCCGUAAGGCUCUCCGGCAUGGAAAUAAGUGAUCUUACUCUUGAAUUGAGCGAUUUAAGCCAAGAUAUAGCUGAUGGGGUAAACAAAUCAGCUAAAGCGGUUCAAGCAGCUGAAGCUGGAAUCAAACAGAUUGGAACACUUGCACAACAACAAACUCUCUCAAUGAUUGAAGAGAGAGCAAAUUUACCAGAAAUAUCGCUGCAGCCUGUUGUGGCUGGUGCGGCCGAGAAGACUUCUCAAGCAAUCGGCAGUGCAACCAAGAGACUAAUGAACAUUAUAAGCGGCGGAGGCAAGGAUGAAGAUUCAUUAGACGUUUAGAAGCUUUUAAGUUGACUGUGUUUUGGUCCGUUUUUGUUUGAAAAGGUAAAGUCCAUUUAGGGAAACAUAGAAUCUAUGAACAAGUCUUUUUUGUAGCAUUUGGUAUAUUUGUGAAAUUCUGAUGUGUAAGACACAAAGAAGAAAUAACUGGUGAGUUUUACUUCA
Molecule: messenger RNA, 1033 nt
Organism: Capsella rubella
Lineage: Eukaryota; Viridiplantae; Streptophyta; Magnoliopsida; Brassicales; Brassicaceae
Exons: 5
Coding region: 80-868 (262 amino acids)
Source: RefSeq, a predicted model, not a curated record